AUGUGCGAGCACGCGGGCCUCCGCCACCGCGUGGAGUGGAUGCACGCGCGGUACGCGCUGCGCCCCGGCGAGGCCACCGUGCUCAAGCACGCCUACACGUUCGGCCUGUCGGAGUGGGAGGUCUUCUGGCCCCUGGCCGUGGGCGCCGCGCUCGUGCUGCCCAGGCCGGGAGGCGAGAAGGACUUGGGGGACUCGGAGUACAUCUUCGGGCUCUGUGCCCGGCACCCCGUGACCGUCAUGUACAUGGUCCCGUCCAUGCUUAACAUGCUGUUGGACUACCUGCACACGGAGGAGAAGAGGCCGGCCGAGGCCGGCGUCGUCCUCCGCCAGGUGAUCACGUGUGGGGAGCCGCUGCACGAGGAGACCAUACAGCAGUACUUCAGGCACUUCCGCGACGCCGAUCUGGACAACAUCUACGGGCCCACUGAGGGCUCGAUCACGUACUGGCGCUGCCCCCGCGGCGGCUGUACCUCCACGGUGCCCAUCGGCGUGCCUAUAUGCGGUGCCCGAGUGUACGCGCUGGCCGACGGGUCGCGCAGGCUGGCGGAGGUCAACGUGCCAGGGGAGGUGCACUUCGCUGGCAAGCUCAUCGCCCGCGGCUACCUCGGCCUGCCAGAGGCCACGGCGCAGGCCUUCGUCAAGGACACCGUCCUCGAGAGCAGGUACCCCGGCGACCGCAUGUACCGCACCGGCGACCUGGCCUGCUGGAAGCCGACUGGCCAGCUGCACUUCCUGGGGCGCAUGGACAGCCAGGUCAAACUCCGGGGUUACCGCAUCGAGAUCGGAGAGAUCGAAGCCGCUAUCCGGGGUUGUGCGGGCGUGAAGGACACUGCCGUGGUCCUCGCCGGCGACGGCGAGGCGCGCUUCCUGGCCGCCUACGUGGCGCCGCUGCAAGUCGACCUGCAGCAGGUGCGCGCCACGUGCGCCGCGAAGCUGCCAGCGUACAUGUCCCCGGCGGCCUGGCUGCGGCUCGAGAGGCUGCCGCUAACCGACCGUGGCAAGCUGGACAAGAAGGCGCUGCCGCCAGCGCAGGCCCUCGCACCGGCGCAGGGCUCCUGGGCGUACGCGCCCACGCGGCCCCGCACGCCCCUGGAGGGCGCGGUGGUGGAGGCCUUCGCGGAGGUCCUGCAGAGGCAGCCGUCGGAGGUGGGCGUCGAGUCCGACUUCGUCGCCCUCGGCGGCAACUCCGUGCUGGCAGGUAAGGUCACGUCGCGCCUGCGGCGCUCGCUGCGCCUGCCGCUGCCGGGCGCGGCGCUGUACCAGCGGCCGACGCCGGCGCGGCUGGCGCAGCUGCUGGAGCAGCUGCGCCAGGAGGCCGCGGCGGAGGAGGGGUGUGCCCAGCAGGGCGAGGGUGACGCCGCCGCUGGCGAGGGCCCAGGCGCCCCGGAGCUGCGCUGGCAGGGGCUCUCGUCCACGCGGCCAGCGGCGGUGGCGAUGACCGCGCUGCUGCCCCUGCUGGAGGUCUUCGGGCAGCUCACGGACCUCAGCGGCUUCGUCGAGGUCCUGAUCCUCAAGCUCCUGCUGGAAGGGGGCCACGGACACCAGCUGUCCGUGCACCAGCUCGUCGCGGUGUUCGCCUGCUCGUCCAUGGUCUUCGGCCUGCUACUCUUUGCCGUGGACGUGCUGCUCGCGCUGGUGCUGAAGCGCGCCCUCGUCGGGAGGCUGCGCAGGGGAAGCUACCCGGUCUUCUCCGUGGAGUACUUCCAGUGGCUCUACCUCCAGCGGGUGACCAAGGGCGUGGUCAAGCUCGCCUGCGCCCUCUUCGGCGGGACGCCCGUGCUGAACCAGGUCUACCGCCUGCUGGGCGCACAGAUCGGCCAGGGCGUGCGGAUCAAGAGCAGGCAGCCCAUCCUCGAGCCAGACCUCGUCACCAUCGAGGACGGGGCCUACAUCGGCGACGAGUGCAAGCUCACCUGCUCCUCCAUCGUCGACGGGCGGCUGCUGCUGGACCCUGUGCACGUCGGCCGGGGCGCACGGGCGAGGCCCUACAGCUCGUUGGGCCGCGGCGCCUGGCUGCCCGCUGGCGCCGAGCUCCCGCCGCGCAGCUGUCUCACAGGCUACGGCGGCGGCGCCAGCGGCCUCGAGACGGGCGGCCUGGUCGCCAGGGCGCGGUUCUCAGCGCCGCCGCGGGGGCCCGAGACGCUCCUGCUGCUCGGGGUGCCCCUGCUCCUGCUGGCCGACAUGGCGUCCCUGGUGCCCAUGCUCUACCUGUCGGUCUACAUCUCGGACUGCGAGUGGGUGCUCUACAUGGUGGCCAUGGCCGUGGCGGGGGAGCACCUGCACCGGUUCUCCCUGGUGGCGGUCACCGUCUUCGUGAAGUGGCUGCUGGUGGGCAGGGUUCGGGCUGGUUCGAGGACCUCGGAGAGCUCCGUGAGGCGGACCUUCCAUUGGGUCGUGGAGGCUCUGCUGGAGCGCGAGACGUUCAAGAACGCGCUGGACGUCCUCAUCAACACCGAGGUGCUCCGCUUCAUCUUCGUGGCCCUGGGCGCCAGCGUCGGCCCGCGCGCAUGCAUGGACAUGGUCACGUGCCACCACCCAGACCUGGUGUCCAUCGGCGACCACAUGAUCUUCGGAUCCAAGGUUGGCAUCCUGUGCGAGGACGACGAGAGGAGGAGACCCGUGCAGAUCUGUAGGGCCGCCAACGUCCUGGACAAUUGUGUGCUGUGCCCCGGAGUGGUCGUCGGUCAGCGCGCCGUGCUCGGCACGAACACGCUGGCCGCGCCGGGCCAGUACUUCCCGCCAGACACGAUCAACACGGGGAACAAGGGCGGCCAGGCCGUCUUCCUGCGCAAGAAGGGCAGGGGUGCCCCCGAGACGGAGGCCCUGGAGGCGGAGGCCAACCGCCGCCUCGACAGCCCGGGCAUCUGGGCGGCGUUCAACGCCGGCCUGUGCGCCUGCGCGCUUCUGGAGCCCGUCCUCAGAGCUGUGAAGGCCCUGCCCUUCAUCGCCUGCUGGUUUCUGCCCAUGGACAGCUCCAUUCUCGUAUCCUCCGCGGUCCUGCUGCUGAUGAUGGCGAUGGAGGAGUUCGUGGAGGCCGUGUUCCUGUACGUGCUGAAGUGGCUGGUGAUCGGCGCGUUCCGCGAGCGCGAGGUUGUCUUCUUCGGCCUGGAGCACUUCUGGUGGAUGGUGUGGCUGCUGGUGAGCUCCACCUUCAACCACCUGGAGUCGUUCCACGGCACCGCCCUCUACAGCGCCUACCUGCGCGCCAUGGGGGCCGAGGUUGGUUGCGACUGCACGCUGUUCGGCUUCACGCUGGAGUUCGACCUUUAUGCCGUUGUUUCUCCUUCUGACGUCGGCGACCGCGCCAGCGUGGGUCUCGACUGCGACAACACGUGCCACACGGUGGAGAACAUGGUCCUGAAGAUGGUGCCCGUGCGCCUGGGGGCCUACAGCGCCAUGCAGCGGCACAGCUUCGUGAUGCCCGGCGCCGAGCUCGGGGCGGGCGCCGUGCUGCUGGAGGAGUCGCAGGUGCUGAAGGGCGAGACCGUCCCCCCGAACGAGGUGUGGGCAGGCAACCCGGCCGAGCAGCUGAAGGGCGCGCGGGACAGGCAGCGCCUGUGGCAGGUGCCGUGGCAGGCGCCCGAGGCGGCCGAGCCCUCGCCCAGGCGCCGCCCCGCCGCGGCGGACGUCGCGGCGGGCGCGCUGCUCCGCGGCGUCCUCCGCGCGGCCAAGGAGCGCGUGGUGUCCUCUGCGUGGCGCGUGCCGCUGCUGGAGCCGCUCGGCCCGCUGGGGCCCGGCAGCGAAGUCGAGAUGGGCGGCGGGCCCGUUGGGGGCGACGCGCGCCAGCUGCGCUGGCCCGGCGACCUGCAGCGGGGCGGCGGAGCGUGCAUGGUGUGA
Molecule: messenger RNA, 3837 nt
Organism: Prorocentrum cordatum
Lineage: Eukaryota; Dinophyceae; Prorocentrales; Prorocentraceae
Source: the annotation of a GenBank genome assembly